Messenger RNA from Galleria mellonella (greater wax moth), 3074 nucleotides. RefSeq names its product vesicular inhibitory amino acid transporter (gene VGAT). Bases 561 to 2177 code for a protein of 538 amino acids. Gene Ontology annotation, cellular component: vacuolar membrane. Gene Ontology annotation, molecular function: amino acid transmembrane transporter activity. The record is from RefSeq and is a predicted model, not a curated record. NCBI's taxonomy places the organism in Eukaryota, Metazoa, Arthropoda, Insecta, Lepidoptera, Pyralidae. Gene Ontology annotation, biological process: amino acid transmembrane transport. The transcript is spliced from 4 exons.
CACCGCGCGCCGAACCCUCCCCGCCGAUCACAAAACUGAGCCGAGCAGCUUUCGCACAAAAGAAAACCUAAUUUAAAAUGAUAAAAGCCAGAAAAACACAAAUGUGAAAAGAAAUACAUAAAGUGCAGUGAAGUGUGAGAGUGUUCACUCAAUAAAAUAAAUACAAAACCUAUUGACGCAAAAAUGACCGAAUAAAUGAAAAAAAAUCAUGAAAAUGGCUGUCCCAAAACCAUUCGGCAUAUUAUUACAAUAAUGUAAUAUCAAAUCAACAUAGCAUAGUGUAAAGAAGUCUUCCAAAUUAAUAUAAAAUUUAAAAUAAUUAAUAUUAAUAAGUAUCAUAAUAAUAAUAUAUUGUAGCGUUAUUGAAAAUCGAUGUCUUCCCGUGAACGUCAAUUUUGAAGUGAUAAGUUAAUAAUAAUAUAUAUUCAGAUUAUUAGAAUUAUAAAUAAAACUAAUUGGUUAUUUUGUAAUUGGUUAUAUCAACAAUAUUAAAAAAAGGAUAAAUUCACGAAUAUUGUGGUGUAAUUCGUUUGUGAUUUUAAAAAAAUAUUGUCGACAAAAUGAUAAACCUCGGCCGAUUUAAGUUACCACCACUAAAGAAUGCCCUGGAUGUGGCUAUGCAGACGGUUAGACAACAGAUGCCUGAUAAACCAGGCCCACCACCGCGACCUCCGCAAAACGUUAGAUUCGCUAAUCUAGAUAUGGGUGAGAGCUGUGAGCUCUCCACCAUGAACGAAACCACAUCGCCAACGUAUCAGUCUACUAAUCCGACAAAUCCGUUUCUAAGCGAAAAUCUACAGGCUGAGGACUCCUUUACCAGUUAUCAGAAUACUUACCCUCAACAAGAUGGCCAAGCACCAAGAACUCAAAGCAUGCAAAGCGUCGACUUCUAUGCAUCUUCAGAAGAAGGCGGUUUUGAAGAAGGUGGCGGUAAACCUGGUGCAAAAAUCAAUGAAUUCCAAGCAGCUUGGAACGUUACUAACGCUAUUCAGGGAAUGUUCGUAGUAUCUCUCCCGUUUGCCGUAUUACAAGGCGGUUAUUGGGCCAUAGCUGCAAUGAUAGGCAUUGCCCACAUCUGUUGUUACACUGGGAAGAUCCUCGUCGAAUGCCUAUACGAAGACGAUCCUGUGUCUGGCCAACGCAUCAGAGUCCGCGACUCCUAUGUCAGCAUUGCUAAAGAAUGCUUUGGUAGAAAAUACGGUGCUAGAAUAGUCAAUAUUGCGCAAAUCAUUGAAUUACUGAUGACCUGUAUUCUCUAUGUAGUGGUCUGUGGUGAUUUAAUGAUAGGGACUUUCCCUGAUGGCUCUAUUGAUACUCGUUCUUGGAUGAUGCUGACGGGAAUAUUUCUGUUGCCUUUAGCAUUUUUAAAAUCAUUGAAAAGCGUCAGCAUGUUAUCUUUUUGGUGUACAAUGAGCCAUUUGAUCAUAAAUGCAAUUGUUCUCGGUUAUUGCAUUCUUUAUAUCGGAGAUUGGGGAUGGUCAAAAGUGAAGUGGAGUUUGGAUUUUGAAAACUUCCCAAUAAGCUUGGGUGUUAUCGUUUUCUCGUACACUUCUCAGAUUUUUCUGCCAACAUUAGAAGGCAAUAUGGAGGAUCGGUCUCGAUUUGAGUGGAUGUUAAACUGGUCUCAUAUUGCAGCUGCAGCUUUCAAAUCUAUAUUUGGGUAUUUGUGUUUCUUAACCUUUCAAAAUGACACUCAACAGGUUAUUACUAAUAAUCUUCGCUCUGCUGGAUUUAAGGGACUCGUUAAUUUCUUUUUGGUUAUCAAAGCUGUGUUGAGCUAUCCAUUGCCAUACUACGCAGCGUGUGACUUGUUAGAACGCGCGCUAUUUAGAGGUAAACCGAAGACCCUUUUUCCUGUAAUUUACGCUUUGGACGGCGAAUUAAAAGUUUGGGGUCUUGCUUGGAGACUGGGUGUGAUAAUGUUCACCAUUUUGAUGGCUAUUUUCAUUCCACAUUUCGCUAUAUUGAUGGGUUUUAUCGGCAGUUUUACUGGUACAAUGUUGAGUUUUAUAUGGCCAGCGUAUUUUCAUCUCAAAUUGAAAGGCAACCAGUUAGAAAGUACGACUAUUGCGUACGACUAUUUCAUUAUAGGACUAGGUGUUCUGUUCGGUAUUAUAGGCAUGUAUGAUUCUGGUUCAGCUCUCGUAAAAGCUUUCAAGAUAGGCUUACCAUUCUAACUUAUCGCAGUAGUUUUAGGUAAUUGUUGAACUAUUUUUAGAUAUUAUGCAUACAUUUUGAGAUGAUUAUUUUGGCAGAAAGUGUAGUUGUUGCAAUUUGUUCCACAAAAACAUGACUUCAAGUUAUUAUACUUUGUAUCAUUUUAGUAAAAUAACUAGUCAAUAAAAAUAAAUGUUUUCAUAUGUUAUAGAUUUAUCUAUACAAUUUUAUUAAAUGUAUGAUAAUUAAUUGUUUAAUAUAAAUAUUUAUACAAAAAAAAAAACAAAUAUCACGGUCUUCCAAAUUAGCAUAUUUUAUGUUUUUGACGUAUAUAUUAUAACAACGAAGUCUUACAUGAAAUAUACACAUAUGACUAAAACUUAUAAGAAAUUUACUUUGCUUGUAAAAAUGUUGACUACGCAUAUGUUUGGAAUAUAUUUACAUACUUAUUAUUAAAUAAUGCUAGGCAUUUAUUGUAGGUAUAAAAUGUUACUGAUCUCAUGAAUGACUCGGUUUCGUUUUACUAUUAAAUAAAAACAUACAGAAAUGAUGAUAUCUAAUUAUAAUGUAUUACUAAAAUUAUAUUGUAUAUUACUAUGUCUGCAUUAUUUUCGUUUUUAAUUGAAGUGUAUUUUAUUUACUUCGGCAUUUUACUUAUCGUGAUGUCUAAAAUAAAAAAAAUAUAUAACGUAUACCUAUAGAAAUUACUACUGAAUACUCCAUUUUCGAAGCUAAUUAUCGUUGUUGAUUAUAAUAGAGUAAUAUAUACAUGUAUAAUACAUGUUACUUAGAUUAGUAACGUAAUAGUAACAGUGAGAAUGCGUGGAAAUAUGUAAUCCCAGUGACGGAUUUAUACAUUUGCCAGUAGGCUGUUCAAAACCCACCCUUACCUUCCUCUAUUCGAAACCCGAGUUCAC